Molecule: messenger RNA, 1668 nt
Organism: Aethina tumida (small hive beetle)
Lineage: Eukaryota; Metazoa; Arthropoda; Insecta; Coleoptera; Nitidulidae
Exons: 4
Coding region: 92-1540 (482 amino acids)
Biological process (GO): negative regulation of microtubule depolymerization
Cellular component (GO): microtubule cytoskeleton
Source: RefSeq, a predicted model, not a curated record
AACGGUUUUUUAGUAUCAAAGUAACGACGUUAGUGUUUACGUUAAUCAUUUAAUUUUAUUCUGUGAUAACAAUAAUUGUGUAUAAAACAGCAUGAAUCCAUCAUCGUCCUCGAUGUCAUCCAAUAAUGUGAAAGUCAAUUCAAAAAGGAGAAAUCCCCCAGCCGUUAAGCAAACGUUAACCAGUUACAAACGAAUGUUAAAAGCGAAUCCAUUAUUGGCGUAUCAAAUCGAAGGUAAACCUCUCCCUACAACUGUAAAAGAUGUCAAAUUUAAUGCUCCCAUUGACAAGCCACCGCACAUUCUUGAACAUGACAAAAAAAGAGAUAAUGUGAAUAUGGAUGAAACUGCAUCUAUCAGAAGCAGAUAUCCUAAUUACUUGAAAUCUUCAAACAGGACCAUUAAUGAACGUUCACAACACCAAAAACCAACUUUAAUAAGAAAGCAUAAGUCAGUUCUAGAUAUAAAACGACAACCAUUGCAUUGUAAAAAUGUACCACUGAGAAAGUCUGUAUCGGCAGAAAAUUUAACUGAACAAAAAUGUACAGAUUUGAAUAAUACAAGUACUCUGAUGAAUUAUCCACAUCAGCAGUCAGAUAAGCGUUGCAAGACUCCUAACAAAACAGAAAUUUCCACUGGCAUACAUUUUAAAACACCUUCGGCAUACAAAAGAAGAAGCAUUAGUUUUAAAACACCGUCAUCAGCAUGUUCUAUAAUCUCUCAUAGAACAUCGACACCAAAACUUCCAACCCAUGCAGAACUACAAAGGAGAUUAAAUGAUUGGCUAGUUAAGAGAGGUAAAUGUCCAAGCAGUUACACAAAUUUAAAGGCUUUUAGUUCUUGGGGAAUACAGGAAACUGAUGAAGAAAAUAAAGGAAAUGUUGAAGGUGAAGGAAUCCCAGAAAAUGGAAGCUAUGAAGACUUAAGAAUUCCUCAAAGAGAAAAGGAAGAUAUUAAAGAAAAUAUAAAUGUUGCAAGAGAUGCUUUGAGUGAUCUUCUUACUUUAAUUACAGAGGGGUAUAAUUUGGAUCAAUGUGAAAAUUGGUUGAGUGUAAUUAGGGAGAAAUACCAACAUUUGGAGAGGGAACCACAGUUCUGGGAAUGUAGGGCUGCUAUUGAACAAAACAGGGGAAAUAUUGGCCAAGCAGUUGAAUGUUUACAGACAGCUAUUACUAAUGGAGCAGAGGUAACAUCAGUGGACCAGUCACUUGAUAAUCUCCUUGAGAAAUUUUGUAUGUUAAAUAUAAGUACAGAUUUGCCACAAGAAAAACCAGACAGAUCAAAAAUGAAACGUGAUGCCAUAAAAGUAUUUAAAUCUACUAUUAUACAAUUUGCGAUUCAUCAGAGAAAUCAAAAGAAGACUGACAAUAAAAACGACCCAACAAAUUUGAUUGCAACUCCUGUAAGAAGAAGUUCUAGGCUAUCAAUGUCCAAAUCCAAUUACGCAACGUCUUCAGGAAUUCAACUUUGUACAUCGCUAAAAGAGUUAGAUGAAAACGUUCGUCAAAAUUUAGAUUUUAAACCAAAUAAUGCUCUUAUUUAAAGCAUGUUUGGGAGUAAUAACUUACUUUGUAUAUCAAAAUUUCAGUAGCAUGUGCCUGUAUAAUUUUAAUUUAUUAUUGUAAUAUUUUAUAUAUAUUUUCUUAAUAAAUAAUAAACGGUUAACUUUUA